AAUGUUAGACAGAAGUGCCAACUUGCGUUAGUACACGUGCCGACUGCCGAACGAGCGACACGAUGGAGUAUUUGAGCUUCAAUGCGAAGAGCAAAACGCUCACGUUGGAAAAGACCGUGAUCCCCGAACCGAAACCAGAUGAAGUUCGGAUUAAAGUAGCAUACUCUGGAGUCUGUGGGACCGAUCUUCACAUUCUAGACGGAGAGUUUCCGUGUAAGACAGACGGUCCACUGACUCUUGGCCACGAAUUUUCGGGUACAGUCGAUGCUAUCGGCUCACAAAUCACAUGUUUCAAAGUUGGCCAGAAAGUAGUAGUCGAUCCUAACAGUGGUUGCAACAAGUGCGAUUAUUGUCAUGGCGGGAGUUACCAUUUCUGUAGUGCCGGUGGCUUAAACACCACUAUAGGUAUCUAUAGAAAUGGUGGGUGGGCUACUCAUGUCCUCGUACCGGAAACACAGGUUUACGCGUUGCCUGAUGACGUCGAGCUACACCACGCCGCCCUCACAGAGCCACUCUCCUGCAUGGCCCACGGAUGGGACAAGAUUAAUCCUGUUAACAUCGGUCUUAAUGUGCUCGUAAUUGGUGCCGGAAUAAUUGGCCUUUUGUGGGCCUGUCUAUUGCAUAUACAGGGACUUAGGAAAACCGUGACGGUCAGCGAACCUCAAGAGAAACGACGCAACAUGGUGUCCAAACUUGAUUUGAAUUAUGAAGUAAGGAGUCCAGAUAAGUUAAAAGAAGGAUAUGACUUAAUCGUUGACUGUAGUGGCUCGAUUCCAGCAAUGGAGGCAGCUGUACCAUUAUUAAAUCGAGGUGGCCGUUUAUGCAUCUUCGGUGUCGCAAAACCUAACGCGAAAUUGACUAUUGAGCCAUACGAGGUUUACAAGAAGGAAUUAAAUAUCGUUGGUGUAAAUAUAAAUCCUUUCUCAUUCGUUAAAGGAUUGGCUCUAUUAAGAGCAAUGGCUGAUAGAUAUCUUGAUUACAAUAAGUUAGGUAUUAGAGUAUUUUCUUUGUCUGAAUACCGUGAAGCUCUGGAUGCACUGAGAAAAGGAGACAUCAGCAAGGCAAUGUUUAAAUUGUAGGAAAUCAAAUUAAUCAUUAAAUGAAAUGUUUUGAAAAACUGUU
Nomia melanderi (Alkali bee) is the source of this 1122-nucleotide messenger RNA. RefSeq names its product D-altritol 5-dehydrogenase. The record is from RefSeq and is a predicted model, not a curated record. Lineage: Eukaryota; Metazoa; Arthropoda; Insecta; Hymenoptera; Halictidae. Gene Ontology annotation, molecular function: zinc ion binding; oxidoreductase activity.